AUGCGUGUCGGCUGCCGCGUGGAUGGUGUUUGUGUCAACAACAUCAGCUACGCCGACGACAUGGUGCUGCUGGGCCCGACGGCAAGAUCUGUCGAAGAAAUGCUGAAGGUCUGUGCUGACUACGCUGCUUCUCAUGGUCUUCGCUACAAUAUUAAGAAGUGUGAAUACAUUGUCUUUAAGGCCGCCGGUAAUAACCUUAAACAAUUCCCAGAGAUAACCCUAAAUGGCAUGAACAUUAAAAAACUAACUUCUUUUAAAUACCUUGGUCAUUAUGUCACCGACGUCCUUAAAGACAAUGCCGACAUUGAAAGAGAGCGUAGGGCUCUAGCGGUAAGAGGCCAACAAGCCGGUGUACUAAAAGGGGACUGGGCGGGUCACGUCUGCCGCAUGCCAGACGAGUCGUGGGCGAAGGCCACCACGGAAUGGAUCCCCAAUAAUCUCAGUACAGAGUACUAA
Molecule: messenger RNA, 456 nt
Organism: Hyposmocoma kahamanoa
Lineage: Eukaryota; Metazoa; Arthropoda; Insecta; Lepidoptera; Cosmopterigidae
Exons: 2
Coding region: 1-456 (151 amino acids)
Source: RefSeq, a predicted model, not a curated record